Molecule: messenger RNA, 1026 nt
Organism: Brugia malayi
Lineage: Eukaryota; Metazoa; Nematoda; Chromadorea; Rhabditida; Onchocercidae
Gene: Bma-ceh-14
Exons: 7
Coding region: 1-1026 (341 amino acids)
Biological process (GO): neuron differentiation; regulation of transcription by RNA polymerase II
Cellular component (GO): nucleus
Molecular function (GO): DNA-binding transcription factor activity, RNA polymerase II-specific; RNA polymerase II transcription regulatory region sequence-specific DNA binding
Source: RefSeq, a predicted model, not a curated record
AUGUCUACGGUCACAGCAACCAUACCAGAUAUUUGCCCGAUGCCUAAUCAUCAGCAGCUAGGUACCGCUAUUGCACAGAACAUCAACAAUAGGAGUGGGACAGUGUAUGUAUGUAGUAAAUGUGAAGAGCCCAUUCGUGAUCGAUUCGUCCUGAAAGUGCUCGACCGCUCGUUCCAUCCGCAUUGUUUACGGUGUGUUUACUGCGAACAACUUCUCUCGUCCAAAUGUUACUUAAAGGGCGGACAACCGUAUUGCAAGGAUCAUUUUUACAAUUGCAGACGAUUCGGUACGAAAUGUUCAAUGUGCGACGAGGGAAUAUGUCCAGAUAUGGUGGUGAGGCGAGCUAAUGAACACGUUUAUCACGUCUCCUGUUUUCAGUGUAUCAUCUGCAAACGCGAACUUCGAACUGGUGAAGAGUUUUAUUUAAUACCAACUGAUGGUCGUUUGGUUUGCAAAUCCGAUUAUGAAAUGGCUAAAAGUAAAGAAACGGAUAUUGAUUCGAAUACAAAACGACCGAGAACGACGAUAUCAGCAAAAAGUUUAGAAACAUUGAAACAAGCUUAUCAGGCAAGUUCAAAACCAGCAAGGCAUGUUCGAGAACAGUUGGCUGCUGACACUGGUCUUGAUAUGAGAGUUGUCCAGGUUUGGUUUCAGAAUCGUCGAGCAAAAGAAAAACGUCUGAAAAAAGAUGCUGGACGUCAAUGGGGAACGUAUGGCAUACCCAAAAGCCUGGAUAGUGGUAGUGCAUCACCCAACGAUAGUAUUUGUGAGAGUCCUGUUUACGGAGUGGGAGGAUAUUUGGAUAUGCCUAUGGAUACUGAUGGCCAGUUCGAUGUUGGAUAUGAGGCGGAUAGCGGUUAUAGUUGUGGGAUGGAUGUAUUGGCGCCAGCUGGUUCACUGCUCGGUCUUGAUAUUUCAGCUAAAAAUCAACUUGAACAGCAACAACAGCAAAAUCUACUCUUUAUGCAUAUGAAAUCCAGCCCAACUACCGAGAAUAACCCACAUCUCGAGUUGCAGUUCCCGUGA